Talaromyces rugulosus is the source of this 1023-nucleotide messenger RNA. RefSeq lists its product as uncharacterized. Gene Ontology annotation, biological process: negative regulation of transcription by RNA polymerase II. Gene Ontology annotation, cellular component: nucleus. Gene Ontology annotation, molecular function: DNA-binding transcription factor activity, RNA polymerase II-specific; RNA polymerase II transcription regulatory region sequence-specific DNA binding. The transcript has a single exon. The coding region runs from base 1 to 1023 and encodes 340 amino acids. Lineage: Eukaryota; Fungi; Ascomycota; Eurotiomycetes; Eurotiales; Trichocomaceae. The record is from RefSeq and is a predicted model, not a curated record.
AUGGUCAUGAUAACUUGUCCAUGUGGUAGACUACGCAAGGAAAAACGUUGCAAUGCGAAUAGGGCAGCUUCCAGCAAAGGGCAAACCCAGCGGCAGGAAUCUCCACCACCACCAGUGGCACAGCUCAAAUGUGACGACGAAUGUGCGCGUCUUGAGCGGAAUAGAACCCUCGCCUCAGCUCUCAAGGUUGACAUUGACCCAUCGACCACACUCAACCAGCACUCGGUCGCGGCGACUGGCACAGUGGCACUUCUGCCUUAUGCCGAAGAAACUCUCGACAUUUACGUUCAACUCUCCUCUACCUCCCCGCUAUCAACCCUUCAAGAUUACGAGGCAACCUUGCACAGUCUCGCAACGAGCAACGCACAGCGCUCUGUCCGGUUCCAGCCCGCCAAAGCACCUCUUCGGGCGUUUGUACACGCUCUCGCCUCCGACUGGGGCUUUGCAUCUGAGAGUUUUGACCCGGAACCACACCGCCACGUCUUCGUCCUGAAGCCCACGCAAUGGAAUUCUCCCGGGGUCGGUCUCGGAUCCGGUAUUGGCAUCCGAGGCAUGACCGUUGGGGAGUGCGUCCGAAUCCGCGACCGCGAGCUCUACAAAGAGCGCGAAGCACGACGCCUCGCCGCCGCAGAAGCCAAGGCCCUCCGCGAAGCCUCAAAGGCUUCAACUACCACAGAUGCCGACGGCAGUGGCGGAUGGGCGCAGGUAGCAUCUCGCAGGAAACAGCUACCGGACGGAACAAGCAGCGGCACCAGUACUCCGCUCUUCAACGUGACGCGAACGAGUACUCCUACUCUAGCUCAGAUGAAAAACAGUGGGGGGUCCAUGUAUACUGCUUUGAGUACGGAUUUUUCCGCAUCGCAGAAGAAGAAAAAGGAUGGUCUUUUAGUUCUUCGUUCGGGAGUCGGUGCGUCAAAGUCAAAAAAGGCCGGCCCUGAGGAUCUUGCGGAUAGUUGGGAAGAGCAGGUAGAGAAGGAAGAGCACGAAAUUGAUAGGGCUAGUACUGCUGCUACUGAGGUAUAA